Molecule: messenger RNA, 549 nt
Organism: Trichomonas vaginalis G3
Lineage: Eukaryota; Parabasalia; Trichomonadida; Trichomonadidae
Product: ribonuclease inhibitor domain-containing protein
Exons: 1
Coding region: 1-549 (182 amino acids)
Source: RefSeq, a predicted model, not a curated record
AUGUUCAAAUAUAAUUUUAAGUCAUUAGAAAACAUCGGAGCUAAUGCAUUUCAAAAUGUGCCAAUUGAGGAAUUUUCAGUUAAGAUUGAAUAUCUUUUUGACUCUCAACUUUUAGAGUUACCAAUCAAAAAAUUCAUUAUUUCAAGCCAUCUUAGUAGCAUCGAUUCCAUGCAGUCUUAUUCUGAUAACUAUGGAUCAAAUCGUUACUAUUUCGAAAAGUAUUAUCCUCUUCUAGAAUCGAUUGAAUAUACAACUGAUUCAAAUUAUAUUUUAUUGGUCAAUAUGGAACAAAUUGAAGAAAUAGAUACAUCAGAUGAUCCGGAAUCAAGAAUUUCUGUUUAUAUUGCAAGAUGUCCAAAGCUCAAGAAAUUGCCAAAUAGAAUAGAAAACCUUUUCUAUAUUGGCGAUUUACCUGAAAUAGAAUCUGUUGAUUUAUCUUAUUGCAAAUUAAUUAAAAGAAAUAGUUUCUAUAAUUGUCCAAAACUGAAAAAUGUUAUUGGAUGGGGAGAUCACGAGAUGAAUGUGUAUCAAAGUUUAUUUGUCCUUUGA